Molecule: messenger RNA, 820 nt
Organism: Emiliania huxleyi CCMP1516
Lineage: Eukaryota; Haptophyta; Isochrysidales; Noelaerhabdaceae
Exons: 4
Coding region: 160-621 (153 amino acids)
Source: RefSeq, a predicted model, not a curated record
CUCGACCUGUAUGACGCGGUGCUCCUGCUCGACAUUGGCCGCAGCAAGUACCUCCUCAGCGGGACGCUCGACCUCGACGAUGGGGCGUGGGAGCACGACUUCACUCUCGACAUCGGCGAGGCGAUCGCCUACGUCUCGAAUGCGGCCUCCCUCCUCGCGAUGGCAGGCCGGCGGCUGCAGCAAGCAGACUUGGGCAUGCUUCAGGCUCGGGUCCUGCAGCGGAACGGAACCGGCGAGGCGACCCUCGUCGUCCCGCUCACCGUGGAGCACAUCGAGCAAGACGCUAGCAGCGUACCUUCGCUCAACGCGACCGCCGGCCUGGAGGCAUGCACCGAUCCGCAGGCGGUGCCGACGCCACUGAUUGUGCACGGCGACUACUACGAGGCUAGCGAGGCGUCGAAUCUCGCCCUCGUCGGCUUCUCUGUCGCUUCAUUCCUGGCAGGCGUUCUCGUCGGAGCCGGCGCAUUGGCCACCAUCGCUUUCUGCGCCUACACGGGGAGAGUUGAACUUCGCACCGCCGUGUGCGGCAAGGACAUCGAGAAUUUCGAUCGUGGCGGCGUCACGGUCGCCAUCCCAGCGGCAACCCCCCCAAAGUCCAUCUCCGCGCGUCUCUCGACCUAGCUCUCGACCGGCCUCCCGCCGGUGGUGAGGGUGAUGGAGGCAUGAGCGAGCGAGAAAUGGGCGGGGUCCUGUGUCUCUCUGUGGGCGACCGUUGCGUUUGGCGCCCUCCCGCGGCUCCGCGCCUCCAGGGGGUUGGGCUCACGGCCGGGGCGUGCCACUUGUACCGAUUAUUUAUGUGCAUUACAGCUGUGUGCCUUGC